AUGGCAACCCACUCCAGUGUUCUUGCCUGGAGAAUCCCAGCAACAGAGGAGCCAGGAGGGCUACAGUCCAAGGGGUCUCAAAGAGUCGAAUACUACUUCGCGACUGUACCACCGCCAGAUGUAUUCACGCUGGAUGGUCAAGUGGGUCCCAGAUCCAAGGACAAGAAGGAAAGAGGAGGAGGCCAUGGGAGGAUGGAGGCAGACUGCAGUGAUGCAGCUACAUUCCAUGGGACCCCCUGGCGCCUCCAGAAGCUGGAGGAGAUAAACAAAGGCCCCAGGGAUGAGGAGGGGGCAUGGGCCUGGCCUCCAGAAUUGCGAGAGGAUACGUUUCUAUAA
Rangifer tarandus platyrhynchus (Svalbard reindeer) is the source of this 336-nucleotide messenger RNA. Lineage: Eukaryota; Metazoa; Chordata; Mammalia; Artiodactyla; Cervidae. The record is from the annotation of a GenBank genome assembly.